AAAGCUUCUUCAUCAACCAACGUAUUUUGGCUUCCUUUCUUCUUCUUCUUCUUCCUCUUCCCUAACAUUCCAUUCCCCGUAUGGGUCUCACCACUUGCUAAGUCUUCUCUCUCUUAUCUCUUCUUGUUUUAGCUAUGAAGAAGCAAUCUCAAUUCAGAUCCAAUCAUACCCUUCUCUUCUUUCUUCUCUGAUCAUCAACAACAACAACAACGAUUCGGGUUCUGUAAUUUCAGUUAUCGCAGAGAGAAAUGGCGAUGUUAGUUGAGCCACCAAAUGGGAUUAAACAACAAGGGAAACAUUACUACUCAAUGUGGCAAACAUUGUUCGAAAUCGAUACUAAGUAUGUUCCAAUUAAACCUAUUGGAAGAGGAGCUUAUGGUGUGGUUUGUUCUUCAAUCAAUCGUGAGACUAAUGAGAGAGUUGCUAUUAAAAAGAUUCACAAUGUGUUUGAGAAUCGUGUUGAUGCUUUGAGAACGUUGAGGGAACUUAAGCUUCUUAGGCAUGUGAGGCACGAGAAUGUUAUCGCGCUUAAAGAUGUUAUGUUGCCUGCUAAUAGAUCCAGUUUUAAAGAUGUUUAUUUGGUUUAUGAGCUCAUGGAUACUGAUCUUCAUCAGAUUAUUAAAUCCUCUCAGUCUCUUUCUGAUGAUCACUGCAAAUACUUCUUGUUUCAGUUGCUUAGAGGAUUGAAGUAUCUUCAUUCUGCAAACAUCCUGCAUCGGGAUUUGAAGCCCGGGAACCUCUUAGUCAACGCGAAUUGUGAUCUCAAGAUUUGUGAUUUUGGGUUGGCGAGAACGAGCCAAGGCAAUGAACAGUUCAUGACGGAGUAUGUUGUUACACGUUGGUACCGAGCACCUGAGCUUCUUCUUUGUUGUGAUAACUAUGGAACCUCCAUUGAUGUAUGGUCAGUUGGAUGCAUAUUCGCCGAGAUUCUUGGCAGGAAACCGAUUUUCCCGGGAACAGAAUGCCUUAAUCAGCUUAAGCUAAUCAUCAAUGUUGUUGGUAGCCAACAAGAAUCCGAUAUACGGUUCAUAGACAACCCGAAAGCUCGAAGGUUUAUAAAGUCUCUUCCUUUCUCAAGAGGAACUCAUCUCUCCAAUCUCUACCCACAAGCCAAUCCUCUAGCUAUAGAUUUAUUACAGAGGAUGCUCGUGUUCGAUCCAACGAAAAGAAUCUCUGUAACCGAUGCACUCUUACACCCGUACAUGGCGGGGCUGUUAGAUCCUGGAUCCAAUCCUCCUGCACAUGUCCCAAUCUCUCUGGACAUAGACGAAAACAUGGAGGAACCAAUGAUCAGAGAGAUGAUGUGGAAUGAGAUGCUUUAUUACCACCCUGAAGCUGAAAUCGCAAACACCUAAAUCAUCAUCAAGAGUAAGUUUUUUUUUCUUUCCAGUUUUCUUCUUUUUAAAAUGCAGCUUUGAUGUUAUGUUAUAUAGCGAGUCCACAAACAUCUGGUUUGAUUUAGUUGCAGUGAGUGAGUAGUAGUAACAAUGUUUGAAAAGUGGCUCUCAGUAUCUUACCACUUUGUAAAUGUGACUGUUUGUUACUAAAGUAAGUUAAGGCUUGUUUUUGUUACAUUA
This is a messenger RNA of Arabidopsis lyrata subsp. lyrata, 1577 nucleotides long. Its product is annotated as mitogen-activated protein kinase 7. Gene Ontology annotation, biological process: protein phosphorylation; intracellular signal transduction. The transcript is spliced from 3 exons. The coding region runs from base 249 to 1355 and encodes 368 amino acids. Gene Ontology annotation, cellular component: nucleus; cytoplasm. The record is from RefSeq and is a predicted model, not a curated record. Gene Ontology annotation, molecular function: MAP kinase activity; ATP binding. NCBI's taxonomy places the organism in Eukaryota, Viridiplantae, Streptophyta, Magnoliopsida, Brassicales, Brassicaceae.